This is a messenger RNA of Nelumbo nucifera (sacred lotus), 1907 nucleotides long. The record is from RefSeq and is a predicted model, not a curated record. Lineage: Eukaryota; Viridiplantae; Streptophyta; Magnoliopsida; Proteales; Nelumbonaceae.
CAUCCCUUAUUACAGGAACGUUGCGGGAAUGCGGGGGAGUAGAGAGGGAGAAAGUGUGUUAUCGACCAUUCAAGCGAGCCUAUCCAGCUGAUUCUGGACCAGAUUGCAAGGAUAGAUAAGACAGUAUCAGUAGCUAUGAAUCGUAAGUUUAUGCUGCAUCUGCAUGGGUUGUUAGUAGAGAUUGAGCGAAAAGAAAGCAGAGGAAUGGCAAGGAGAACACCUAAGCGGUUGAUACCAGAACAAUGAUCAAGGCCGAGUAUCUUCCACUAUUUCACCGGACUGCAAAAAAAGAAUCAUAGAUACAUAUAGAGGCACAACAGCCGUGAGAGUGUGAUACAGGUUGACUCCCGUGAGGACUGAAUCAAAUGAAUUUUGGCGGGUUCAAAAGAAGACGCAGAUGAAAAAAUGAGCUAAUUCGAAGAACUCAUAUGGAGAUUUAUAGUUUUAAAAGCAAAAGCGUCAGAACAAUUGACAAUUGUUAAGGUAGAAUACAGAAUUAGCUCGUUUACAAGUGAUGAACAGAUGUGGGCUGUUCUUAUUUGUUGAACAGCCUCGAAAUCAGCGUACUAAGUGCAGUAUAUUUAGGCUCCAAUAAAACAGUCUUCGACCUUAUAGCAGCAGCAGCGAGAAGAAGAGCGAACAUGGGAGCCAUAAAAGAUGGGACUAUUUCAGGGACUCUGCCAGAAGCCAAGGUUUUUGCCGUGCAUUAUCCAGGCUACCCUUCGUCUACCUCCCGUGCCGUUGAGACUCUUGGCGGACCCGAAGCAAUCACCAAAGUGCGCAGUUCACAAUCAAACUGCUUGGAACUUCGUUUCCGCCCUGAAGACCCAUACUCACACCCUGCAUUUGGGGAGCUUCACCGCUGUAGUGGUUUUCUUCUUAAAAUAUCAAAAAAGAAAUUUUCUGCUGACCAAAAUGCUGUAGCUUCCAGUAUCAUGUCUAAAUGUUUGUCAAAAGAUGCAACUAGUUCAGUCCCAGUUCCAUGUGAUAGUGAAUCCAAAGAAGUGGAAGAAAGGAAUCUACCUGAAAUUGAAUCGACAUCUUCUAAUAAAGAUAAAGAAGUCCAGAUGCAUAAAAAAAUGUUGAUAAAUCUAUAUGUGGAUAUUGUUGCUCGGGUUUCUGAAGCUUAUCAAUUUAAUGGAAUGGUAGACUACCAACAUGUUCUUGCUGUUCAUGGUGAUGUAGCCAGAAGGAAGAGACGCUGGGUAGAAGUGGAACCACGCUUUGAGAAGGGUGGUCUUAUAGACAUUGAUCUAGAGGAUUUGAUGAUGCUGGUACCUCCAAUUUUCUCGCCCAAGAACAUUCCAGAGAAAUUAGUUUUAAGACCAUCAGGACUGUUGAGCUCGAAAAAGAAACAGGAGGCAGUUGUACAAAAUCGUUGGGAGAUGGAUAUUGAACCAUGCAUCGCCAUUGAUUUCAACAUUGAAGAGAUUCCUAGGAAAGUCAACUGGGAGGAACACAUACCUCAAGGCUCAGCUCAUUGGGAGUGGCAGACAGUUUUAGCCAAACUUUUUGAUGAACGUCCUAUAUGGCACAAACAUACACUAAAUCAACGCUUGCUAGAGGAAGGUCUACAUUUUGGUGCUCACCAGCUUAAAAGGCUUCUUUUUAGGAUUGCAUACUACUUUGCAACAGGUCCAUUUCGCCUAUUUUGGAUUAGAAAAGGAUAUGACCCUCGGAAGGAUUCUGAGUCUCGGAUAUAUCAAACAAUUGAUUUUCGAGUGCCACCACCGCUAAGAAGUUUUGGCAAUAUUGACACAACCAAUGAGCUGAAAGAUAGAUGGAAGGAGAUAUGUGCAUUUCAAGUUUUUCCAUCUAAGAAUCAAACGUCCUUUCAAGUUUUUGAUCUUGUUGAUGAUUACAUCCAAGAAGAGAUCAGAAAGCCAAUUGAACAGACUACUUGUACA